Anopheles maculipalpis is the source of this 4138-nucleotide messenger RNA. RefSeq lists its product as uncharacterized. Bases 48 to 4043 code for a protein of 1331 amino acids. Gene Ontology annotation, molecular function: protein binding; ATP hydrolysis activity. The record is from RefSeq and is a predicted model, not a curated record. The transcript has 15 exons. NCBI's taxonomy places the organism in Eukaryota, Metazoa, Arthropoda, Insecta, Diptera, Culicidae.
UGUGUGAGUGUGUGUAUGCGUGUGUGUAGAGCGGUUCAUAGUGUAAAAUGGGCAACUACUGUAGUUCCGGCCAGACCAAAAAGGAUAAGGAUAAUGUAUCGGAAAAGUCUGAAGAAUCGCCAUCCUAUCAGCUGGCGGAUAAGGGCAAAAGUAAGGCAAACGAUGUAAAGGAGGCACCGUUAGCGGCCCCGGAAGUUACAUCGGAUGCUUCCGGUACGGGCCAAGUCUCGAACAGCUCCAACGCUACCAACGGUUGCAACGCACCAGGUGGAGCGGAUGGAGCCAGAGCACAACCGAAGGCACUCCAGAACGUGCAAUCGAUGACGCUGUCGGAUUCCACCACCAACAGCCCGAUGACCGUGUCGCCACCAUGUGAUAUACCGCUAGUGCAUCAGAACUUACCGCAAAACCUGACACCACUGUACGGCAAACCGACCACCAAUAGGCGAACGGACAAGUACAAAAAGAUCGUCCUCUACAUACUGGCAGCGGAUGAUGGCUUCCAGACGGAGAAAGCUAUGCUGCGGGAGGUGUUUAAGGCGCUGAAUCAGAAGUGUCAGAGCCGUGGGUUCGAGCUGCACGUAGCCGAUCUGCAUGUCCUACAGCCGAAAGGGAACAGUUUCGAUGUGAACAAGUGGUUUAGUGGGCCUCUAGAAGCGCAGGGCGGACACGAGCUGGCCGCGAACUGUUUGGCGGAAAUUGCACGUCAGUCCUGUGAUUCGUACCUCAUACCGGUGCUGUUCCUUGGUGGUACGUUGGGUGAUCCACUGCUGCCGUUGACGAUCGAAAGCCAGGACUUUGUGGCUGCGCUUCAGAUGGCCGAGCGAAAUCCGUCGGAGCGAGCGAUUUUGGAGAAGUGGUACGUGCUGGAUGACAAAUCGCAGCCAGCGUGCUAUCGGUUGAAUGCAACCGCUACACCGGUAAUGUCGUCGGAAGAAUCGCAGAAGGAGCUCGCGUUGCUGCUCCAGACGUUGAUCGAUAUUUUCUCGAAAGAGCUGCGCGAUUCCUACUUAACUACCGUUGUUGAACAGGAAAUUAACAAUACCGUUCUGAUUAGCCAAGAGCUUUCCAAGCGUUGUAUCUGGAUACAGAGCGCUGUAGCAGCACCCAAAUCGGAAGGACUGUCCUCGGUUGAGGCAGAAAUGGUCCGAAGGUUGAGCAACAUACAGAAUGAUCUAAAGAAUCAACUGUCCGAAAAGCACAUCAUCCGCAUCCCGGCCAACAUUGCCCAACAGCAACAGGAGCAGUUUGGUACAAUGCUGGAUACUUGUCUAGCGCACGAGAUCGAUUCUAUCAUCGACGAACACAUUAGCAAGUACUCGAUACCGCACUGCACGUACGGCGUCGAUCGUCGUCUGUUGAGUGAGCUCGAAGAGGUGAAUCGGCAUUCGCGUGUGCUGAAUGAAAACUGCGCCAACUUCAGUACGACCGAGCGUGUUCGUGAGUAUCUAACAUCGACCCGCGGCAAACCGCUCGUUGUAUACGGUUCGAUGGGGGCAGGCAAGAGCGUUUUCAUGGCAAAGCUGUCACAAAAUCUUCACACCUGGUUGCCAGAAUCACAUCUGGUGAUGAGGUACGCUAAUCUUACUAUGCAAAGUUCGGACGUUACUGGACUGUUGGGAUCGAUCACGGAGCAGAUAUCAGUAUUAAUCAAAGGAGUUCCGACACGCUGCCAGCAUACCAUUCCAUCCUAUGCUGGUGUGCUGAAAUCAUUGCUCGAGAGCUCUAAGCAGCAGAUCACCAUCUUGAUCGACUCAAUCGAUUCACUCCGUGAUGUGGAGGACCUCGAUUGGUUGCCUGUUACGCUGUUGGACAACGUGAAGCUUGUGCUGACGGUUAGUUCCGCUGGCACCGGGCAAGAUCUAGCAAAUGCUGACAGUGUUGUUCUCCAACGUCUUCGAGAACGUAUUGGAGACGAUAGCUGCUUCCUCUUUCUCACACCAUUCACCCAGGAGCAAUGGGAAGAUGUGCUUUGCUUCGGAGGAGGUGAUAUAUACGCUGCCAAUGGGGCUUUGCAGUUGCCAGAAUGCUGGAAGAAGUCCGGUGAAAAGAUUUCGAUUCAAGCAAAGAUUCUGUGGUGGCUCGGAUGGCUUGGCAUCACCAACCUUUCGGACACAUCCGUAUCACACAUCAGUGAGCGUGUGUUUGAGAUUCUAGAAGAGAAGUUUACUGCUGCCAUCGUAAGGCUGAUCGUUUCACUGCUGCUAGCCUCUCGAGAAGGCUUAUUGGAGACAGAAAUCAUUACACUUAUAAGGAACUCUAAUUUAGUUACCGGAUCAACUACUAAACUGUGGACGCACUUUUGCUGGAAGAUGGGACCACUUUUUCUGCACAAUAAGAACAUUAUCGUCGUAGAUAGGACGCUCCGGCAGGUGGCGGAAAAGCGGUACGAGGCCGACAUUAAGCAGGCGCAUCGAAUUCUGUACGAUUUCUACGAGCUGCAACCAAACGCGUUUCUCGAUAAGAAGGGCAAAGAGAAAUGUUUUAACUAUAGGAAGUUUGUCGAACUGCCAUACCACAAGUACAAGCUCGAUGCGAUGGUGACCGGAAGCUCAUUUUCCAACUCUGCGUACCUGACCGAUCUAGCCUGGUUGCAAGACAAACUGAUCGCUACCGGAUGUGUUCAUAUUUUAAACGACAUUUGUCUAGUAGACGGUGCCACUAGUGCUGGUACCCAUGUGGCGCUUCUAAAAUCGUUCAUCGAGUCACAUUUUAAGGCGCUCAACUACGAUGGCCAUCAGCUGUAUUCGUUACUACGUCCGGUGUUGGUAGCUGAGCGACAGCCUGCUGGGUCGCCGUACGCAGACAGUGUGAUUGUGCAGCAAUGGCUUGAGACGAUCGAUAGCAGUACUGUACCGUUCCUGGAGCGUUUGAUGCUGGACGAGAUGACAGUUGAGAGUGAGAAGGCAGCAGAUGAUAAGCUUCCAAACGUUGGGUUCGAUCUGAUGAUGAACUUGAGCAUCGAGGGAUACUUUGUUAUAUCGCUUAGUACCGAGCGGGAAGAAAUCUGCGUGUGGGAUGUUGCGAAAUGCCGCAAGGUACGCACACUCACGGGAGUACCCCAACCAUCAGCAAUCUGCCCGGUCGGUGACUAUGGAGUUGCGGUACUAUGCCGUCGGGAGAUACGUAUCAUUGAUCUUAACGAAGGCAAGUUCAAGGUGACGCUAAAGGGUGUGAUGAACCAAAAGAUGCCCUACUUUGGACUGCACGAUCCGUCACAUCUGGUAUGUCUAUCCCGCAACCGUAUGUACGUGAAUCUGAUGAACAUCGAGUCGGGCGAUUGUGUGACCACGUUCAAGGCGGGUGAAGAUCGCUUCCUGAACUCACUUCUAGUGUCCGGCGAUGGAAGAAUUCUCGUUUGUGGUGAUGAAACGCAGAAACCUUUCCCACUGCUGGUGUGGCAUCUCUCGCAGAAAAAGUUACUGUACGAUCUCCGCAUACCGCACCAUGAUUUUAUCACCUCACUGUCCGCGAUCACGCACGAAGGAUCGUACGUGUGUGUUGUGGCUAAGGAGCUGGCAGAACCGAGUCCCAACUUUAUCGUGGUGUACGAUCUGCAGAGUGGCACACUGUUCAAGAAGUGGAAACCGUCCUGCAACACGGUAUCGCUAGCGAUCUCGCAAACCAACACCUGUGUCAUCGCUGGACUGGAAGAUGCGAGAAUUUUAAUCUGGGACUUGGUAACCGGUAAUUGUCGUAGUACGCUGGUAGGACACAGUGCCCCGGUGACCCUGCUAAAGAUAGAUCCCACAGGCAAAAUUUUACUCUCGAGUGAUAAGGAAGGACGCGAUCUGUCCAUUCGGCUCUGGCAGCUCGACAGUGGCAAUCUGCUGGCCGUGUACACACCAGAGGAACGCAUCACGACGUGCGAAAUUCUUAGCGGUGGUUCUUAUCUGGCACUAGCACUAGAGAACCGUCACAAUCUGAUCACACUGAAGCUUCGAGCGGGCAAAGAUGGAGCACCUGCAGCCGAGGACGAUCGAUCAUCUGUAGUAUACGGCAAUUCGGAACACGACGGUAAGCAAUUCGAUUUGAAGCAGUAAGAAAGUUGAGUGGAACGAUGCCAGUAAGAUUAAGAAUCUCCCCAUCACACAAGCGUAACGUUAGAUAACGAAUUGUGUUCAUAAAGGACAUUAGG